Molecule: messenger RNA, 4110 nt
Organism: Leishmania mexicana MHOM/GT/2001/U1103
Lineage: Eukaryota; Euglenozoa; Kinetoplastea; Trypanosomatida; Trypanosomatidae
Exons: 1
Coding region: 1-4110 (1369 amino acids)
Biological process (GO): proteasome-mediated ubiquitin-dependent protein catabolic process; protein polyubiquitination
Molecular function (GO): ubiquitin protein ligase activity
Source: RefSeq, a predicted model, not a curated record
AUGACCUCGCGGAGAGACGAGUCAGCGAGGUUGGCAGACGAAGAGGCGUACACUUCUCUCCUGGAAGUUUGCACAGAGCUAAUUAUUGCCGACGGCACCGAUGACCCACCCCUGAAGCAGCCCCUCGGGAUGCUGCACGAGCUUCUGCACUGCCAGCACCUCGGCGGCGACGCCACCGUGCUCUCCGUGCGUGCGGUUCGCAUUCUUCUUGAGAAGUUCGUUUCGGCCAUGUCCUCAAAGUCGCGCGCAAAGCUCGUGGAGUGCGUGCGCGCCGCAUUUGAGCGGGUCGCUCGCCUGAUCGAUGAGUCGCCAACAAGUGACGAUGACUUCGGGUUUGUUCACACCAAGCGAUGGGAGCUGCAGGAGGAGCUGCUUCAGUGCAUGUCUGCCGCAGCGCAGAGCGACACGGCGGUGCAGGCUGCUCUGCCACCGCUGCAAGAGCAGCUGAACUUCUGCAAGUCGGUGGUGGACGUAUCCCUGGAUAUGUGCCUGCAGGCGCUGCGGAUGUGCUGCGUGUUGCUGCGCAGUGCCCAGCUCUCUGCGCAGCCGCACUUGGUUGCCAUGAUUCGUGACUUGUUUCAGAGCAGGUUGACGGCGCUCGAGUGUAUGGAGAUGAAUCAGGAUUGGCUGCGCCUCCUUCGGCACCUUACAGAGCUCGCGGUGACGCUGAAGGCGUACGGGGCGAGGACAUCAGAGAUGACGGAAGAGAAGGCGACCACGGGCAAAAGGAAAAACCGCAAGCGCAAGCGCACCACGGCAUCGAAUCCGUCACCGGCGACGUGUGUAUCUGCUGCAGGAGUCGAUAGUGGGCGCGGCGACGGCACGGAUGAAGUGCUCGUUUUGCUACGCCUGUGCCAGAGAGUGUGCGCUACACCGCACCUAGACCGUGUUUUUCGCAGCACGGUGUUCAGCUGCGUCAAUGCCGUUCUUUCCGACGCUGCGCGCAUUGCCGGCGUGUCGGCGGCCACCUGCGUCAGCGUGGCGAUGGACCUUGCGCGUGAGUUGACGCGCAAUGUGCGCACCGCUCUGACGAUUGCAAACCCGUUUGUGAAUCGUGACGUCAUCUCCGGCACUAGCAGUGCUGCCGCGGCCAUCCCACUUGCGGGUGGGGACGAGGAAGACGACGAUGACGAGGAGCAAGGUGAGGACCUGCUGAGCAGCAGCGAGGGGGCGAAGUGGCACCUGCCGGAGGCGGAAUGGCCCCUGCUGGUGCUCAUUGCGAACAUCUUUGCUGCAAAGACGGUGCCGACACCGGAGCACAUGUGGUGGUCGGUCGGCGACGACGAGUACGCGCGGCGGUUCUCCAAGGAGGACCGCCUCCGUCUCACGAACGCGUUCUUCGCCGCCGAAGACGUGCUGGACUUGAAGAAGCGUGGGAGCCGCGUACACCUCUCCACCAUGCGCGAGUUUCUGUGGCCCGUCGACCUUGGCUGCAGGGUUCUCUUCCAGCCAGUUCCGUGCACGUAUGCUGUGGCGGGAGCCGUGCCCGCCACGCCGUCCCUUCAGUGCCCGCCGUCGCGCGCAGCCGAGCUGUCGGCUGCACUUUGUAAGUGCGACCUGAGCGCGCUCUUGGAGCAUCUCGGGGCCGUGUCGCACAACGGCGGCGACGUCGCCGCUUACGGGCAGUCUGUUCUGCUGCAGGUGCUGCUGGUUGCUGGGCCACACGCGAAGGAUGCCACGCGUGCCGCGCUGCUCAGCUUUCUGGCGGACGCUGCCACCCCUCUCAUCGAGCAAGUCUCGGAGGCGCUUGUGCGUCACGACAGGGCGUGGGCGGGCACGCUACUGGAUGUGGGUGUCACGGAGACGAUCCUGCGUCGAAGUACGUCGGUGACCCCCGAGCGGAGCCCGGUCGUGCAGAUGUUGCGGCGUGAAGCGGCCAGCCUGCCCUCGACACCACCGCUGCUGCCCCGCUGCGGGCUGCCGACGGUGGGACCGGUGGAGCUGCGGCGUGUUCUGCAGCAUGGCGGUCGCAGUGAUGUGGAAGCGCUGCUUGAGGUACUCACGCUCACCGAGGCGUGCGCGUGGGACACCGUCGCGUGCAGAGAGGCCGUGCACGCUCUGGCUGGGUCGGCCGCUCUAGGGAGGGACAGCACAGCCCAGCCAAAUGGCGGCGCACCUGCUGGAUGGGCCCGGCAGCUGGAGCAUCUGCUGACGGGUCUCGUGGUGAAGCGGCUGCAGGACAUGGCGCUACAGCUUCAGCAGCGGAGGACGCUGCAGCAGAUUGUGGAGCAAUCGGAGGUGGUGGAGGUGAUUGUGUGCGAUAAUGGUCGAUCUAGUCAGUUCACGUGUCCUUGCCAGCACCCGUUGCAUCACCACCACAGCUGCAACUGGAAGUGCGACGAAUGCGGUGCUGGUGGCCUCCAGGAUGCGUGGUCCUGCCGAGAAUGUGAUUACGAUCUCUGUGCCGCGUGUGCGAGGACGCGCUGUAACCGCGUGAACGGUGCGCUGACAGCAACGACGCAGGACCUUCUCACGGCGUGGCGCGCAGCAGCGGACAAGUCCACGGAGGCAUCCGCGCCGCUCACACGAGCUGUUCUCUUCACUGAGGAGAGGGGCCUUGUCUCAGCCGCCACGCCGCUUGCCUGUCUACACAGGCAGACGGUGCACCUUGGCGAAGUCUACACGGCGUGCCCGUGCGGGUUCGUCUCCCCUGGCCCUGUGAGGGCGCCAGAAGGGGCGGCAGCCACGGACACGUCUCUUCUUGGUACGCUGCUGUCUCUUUUCGGUCGCACUUGCGGCCAAGACGUCGGGAUGCAGCGGCGCUUGCUGAAGGCGUACGAGAGCGCUGGCCCCUUUGUUUUUCUCGGAGGCGCACGCGCCGUGCCAGCGGAGCUUCGGUGUCUCACGACGCACCUGGCACCGCAUUUGCCGCUUUCCGUGAAAAACCUCAUCACGCGCUACGUGGCGAUCGACUGCCGUCGUUUUGCCUUUCAAACACUUCAUGAUCAGGCAGCGACGGUGAUGUCCGCAAACACAGGCGUUUCCCCCGAGUCCCGAAAGCCGCACAAGACGCAAGUCCCGCGCAGUGAUAAGCCCGGACUGCUUCGAGUCUUGCACGACAGCUUCUGCGGCCUUUUCUCACCACUGGUGAAAAUUGACUUCACCUUUGAGGGCGAGGAGGGCUUUGGCAGCGGCCCAUCGCAGGAGGUGUACACGGAGCUCUCCGCCUACUUCCGCGCGGAGUUGAAGUUUUGGUUCGUGACGGAGGAUGACGGCGGAGCAGAUCCGGUGACGUUGGCGUUUCCGACGACCAAGGCCCUGUUUCUCAAGGAGUUCUUCGCCCUCGGUGCCGCCUGUGCCCGCGCCUUCAUCGAUGAUUAUCGCAUGGACAUGGACCUGCUGCCGCAGGUGUGGCCACUGCUGAUGCUCCCCUCCCUCGGGCUUCCCGUGGGUCAAAAGGCUGGAACGCGCACUGCACCCUGUGCAUCGACCCUGGCGGCACUGACGAACUUGUUGGAGGUGCUGGACCCGUCGCUGCACCGCAGCUUUGCCCAGCUACGGCGCGUUUCGGAGGCCGAGUUGGCGGCGGCGGGGCUCGAGAUGGACGACGGCACCCCCCUCAGAACCCAUGCAGACCUGGAGCAGCACUUGCAGCAUACGGUGGUCACCCGCUUCGAGGUGGCGCUGGAGAAUCUGCGCCACUUCCAAUGGGGUUUGCUUUCGGUGAUAGAGGUGGAGGCCCUGUGGUGCCUGAGCGACGAAGAGCGGAGCAUGCUCAUCUGCGGUUCCGACGCGAAGGGUGACGGCCCACUCUUUACCGAGGAGGAGCUGCGGGCGCAGACAACGGUGGGCAGUGGCUACAGCAGUGGCAGUGUUCACGUUGAAAUGCUACUUUCCAUUGUCGGCAGUGACUUCACGCGUGCGCAACAGCACGAUUUUCUGGAGUUCCUGACUGGGUCGCCGCGGCUGCCCUUCAACGGCUUGGCCGGUCUCGGCCGCCUCAUCACGGUGGCGAUGAAGGACAUGGAGAGCAAGAAGGAGCAGACGCUGCCGUCGUGCAACACGUGCUUUCUGUAUCUGAAGCUGCCGCCGUACACCACCCGUGAGAUUAUGAGGGAGCGUUUGCUGUUCGCCGUGACGGAGGGGCGUCGCAACUACAGUCUUUCGUAG